AUGGCUCUUUUCAUUCACUUCUGCACCUAUGUGUUCUUUGUCCUAGUAACAGUACUGCAUGCUCAGGAACUGAAUGAAUAUUGUUCUGUGGAGAAUCCCAACCCAAGUAUUGAGGAGAACAAUGAUCCUGGGAUUGUGGUUGCCAACAUUACAACAGCAGUUGGUGUCACAGUAACAAUUGACCCACAAUCAACAAUGAACCCACAUUGGUUUGAGAUAAAUGGCUCACAACUUAUCCUGAAUCAUUCAGUGGAUUAUGAGAAUACAACAGUACUUAUUGUAGAAUUAAAGUGCUGGAGUGGAGAUAUAGAGGAAAAUAGUCUGAUCGUUGUGGUGACAAUUAUCAAUGUGAAUGACAAUCCUCCUGUCUUUAAAGAAACUAACAUCACGGUCAAUGUCAAUGAGGAUACAAAAGUGAACACAAUUGUUGUGCCCCAGGCUAAUGUAACUGCUACUGAUGCUGAUUCAGAUGUAAUAUUUUAUAACCUUACAGGAAGUCCAACGGAAUUGGAAUAUUUCAAUAUACAAGGAGUUAACAAUCCACAAAUUUCCUUGCUCAAACCCCUGGAUUAUGAAACAACUAACUUAAUGGAGUUUACUUUAUAUGCUAUGGAUGGGAGUGCUGAUGCAGUAGAUACACACACAGCCACUGCAGCAAUCACCAUACACAUCCUACAAGCAGAUCUCAGACCUCCCUGGUUUCAGCCAUGCACUCUCAUUGGAGGUCGCAUAAUGUGCAUCAACUAUGGCUACACAGGCAAAGUCAACAUCUCAGAGAAUGUGACUGAGCCCUUGAUUUUGGAGCCAGGACCCCUCUAUGCUAUUGAUGGGGAUAGAGAUUUGGAUGAAACUAUAGUAUACGAAAUAGCUGGUGGAAAUGAUUACAACACAUUCUCAAUAAACAACUCUACUGGAAAUAUAACAAUGAAUAAGCCUGCCAACACACUACAGACAUUCAUGUUGUAUAUUGUGGCUUCUCAAGAAAACAAUCCAUUUAGAUAUUCUCAAACUACUGUGGAAAUCAAAGUUGUACAUAGAAAUGACUACAAGCCUGACUUCAACACUACUUACAUGGGAACAGUGUCUGUGGACAUGCCUGUUUCCAGCCUGGUUAUGGAGGCCGGCAGACCUUCAGUACCCCUGAAGAUUUUUGCAGCUGAUUAUGACUUCCCUAAUGGAAUCAAUCCUGACAUCAGAUAUGAGAUCCAAAACAGUAGUGAUUUCAGAGUUACCUCGGAUGGAUUUCUCCUGACCAAUGUCGCUCUGAAUGUGGCCUCCACUAUCACCCUUUUGGCUAUUGCUAAUGAUACUGUGGCUCUGCAAGAGGCAAAAACUUUGAUUACUGUAGAUGUCCUACCUUUGGCAACUACAGCAAUUCCAACCACCACCACCACCACCACCACAACAACAACCCCUACAACACCCUUCCCUGUCAUCCCAGGGACGGUGACGACUACUUCAAGGCCUUCAGGUUCAUCCUCCAGUUUACCCCCUGGGAUAAACAGCACUCUAUCUACAGUUCCCUCUGGAUCUACCAAGUCCACAACACCACCUGCAAGUACAACGAGGAAUACUGGCAUUACAGGGAGUACGGGGAAACCUGUGACAGCAUCUCCAGGACCUGGGGACCCACACCCCACAAGCCCUACUUCUCUAUCUACUGUAACAACUACAACCUCAGCAACUCCAGGGCCUGGGGGACCCACACCCUCAACAAGCCCUACUUCUCCAUCUUACUGUAACAACACAACCUCAGCGUCUCAGGCCCUGGGGGACCCCACACCCUCAACACAAACCCUACUUCUCCAUCUAUUUAACAACUAACAAACCUCAGCAUCUCCAGGACCUGGGGGCCCCACACGGGGGACCACACCUCAACACAGCCUAUCUUCUCCAUCUACUGUAACAACUACAACCUCAGCAUCUCCAGGACCUGGGGGGCCCACACCCUCCACAAGCCCUACUUCUCCAUCUACUGUAACAACUACAACCUCAACAUCUCCAGGACUUGGGGGAUCCACACAGUCAACAAGCCCUACUUCUACAUCUUCUGUAACAAGUACAGCCUCAGCAGCUCCAGAACCUGGGGGAUCCACACAGUCAACAAGUCCUACUUCUACAUCUUCUGUAACAAGUGCAACCUCAGAUAGUACAAAAGUUCUUUCAGUUCCACGGAAUAAAUAUGAAAGAGAUAUGGCUGUGCUGGGUGGAACUUUGGGGAGUUUGUUGGUAAUUACACUAGUGCUGCUCGGAUUGAUCUCCUACAAGUAUUACAAAUUGAAAAAGGAACCCACAGAAGACAACACCAAAGCUGUUGCAGGCUUGACCAAUACCAGCUUUGAAAAUGAUGAUAACCCUAACUCAGAUGGAGAGGCCAAUGAAUUGCCAGCAAGCUUAGAGGCUGAUGUCGACCACUCAGGCACUCCACCUCCCUUGGAGAUGGCUGUGGAAAGCAGCCUGGCAUCAGCUGCUUCUGAAGCAAUCAAAAGUGAAGACAAAAAUGAGGACAGUGAUAGAGAAGUGAGGUCCAUCCUCACAAAAGAUAGGCGGAUGGCAGACGAUGAUGGUUACAAGGCAGUGUGGUUUAAAGAAGACAUUGACCCAGAAGCUAAGGAUGAAGUUUUGGUGAUUGAAGAUGACAGCGAUGCAGAACAGAACAGAAAUGAGAGUGAUGGUGAUAGUAAUGAGGAGGAGGAUGUUGAUGACAGUGAUAAUGAUCGUAAUGGUGGCAGUGGAAAUAAUGAUAGUGGCGGAGGUACUGGUGAUGUCUCCCUCAUUCCAGGAAGAGCUCAUCUCCCAGAAGCUCAAUCUACUCUCAGUGAAUCUCUUGAGAAUGCAGAAGAAAAUGUUGUUUAUUUGUAA
Messenger RNA from Sceloporus undulatus (fence lizard), 2862 nucleotides. It is a transcript of the gene CDHR5, whose product is annotated as cadherin related family member 5. The record is from RefSeq and is a predicted model, not a curated record. Gene Ontology annotation, molecular function: calcium ion binding. Gene Ontology annotation, biological process: homophilic cell-cell adhesion. Gene Ontology annotation, cellular component: membrane. NCBI's taxonomy places the organism in Eukaryota, Metazoa, Chordata, Lepidosauria, Squamata, Phrynosomatidae.